Molecule: messenger RNA, 372 nt
Organism: Rangifer tarandus platyrhynchus (Svalbard reindeer)
Lineage: Eukaryota; Metazoa; Chordata; Mammalia; Artiodactyla; Cervidae
Source: the annotation of a GenBank genome assembly
AUGCUUACGAUACACGCUUGGAUAUGUAAACUGUACAUUGCUUUUUCCACACUGACAUCCUCUGUUUUUGACUCUAAAGUCCAUGUCUUCUCGUUUGUAUCUCUUGCACCUCACACACGAGCAGCCCGCAGAGAACACCUAACCCAUGUUGUGAAUGCCGUACCAUCUUCUAACACUAGUGUCUUGACUUUUCGGGUAGAGGUGCCUGAGCAGAUCUGCAGGGACAUAGAUGAAGGGUCCUCCCUUUUGGCUCGGAGGUCUGCCUGGUCGUGGAAGGCCUGGAGCUCAUCGUCCGCGCUCCCAGGCCCCCAGUGUCCGCGCUCCCAGGCCCCCAGUGUCCGCGCUCCCGCCGCCGGGCCCAGCCGGCUCUAA